This is a messenger RNA of Mugil cephalus (flathead mullet), 1415 nucleotides long. RefSeq names its product transmembrane and ubiquitin-like domain containing 1 (gene tmub1). The record is from RefSeq and is a predicted model, not a curated record. The transcript has 3 exons. Lineage: Eukaryota; Metazoa; Chordata; Actinopteri; Mugiliformes; Mugilidae. The coding region runs from base 307 to 1155 and encodes 282 amino acids. Gene Ontology annotation, molecular function: protein binding.
UGUUUAGCAUGAAUACACCGAUGAGUCUAUACAACAACAGGAUAUAACGGCAGAGGGCAGCGAUGCGCCGAGACCAAAAACGAAGAAGAAGAAGUAUUAGUAGUAGUAAUGACGCGUCAGUACCACAGAAGAAGAGGCGGAGGAGCGGUAGUACAGAUUAGCCUGUUAGCUGUUAGCAGGCUGGUGCUGUGAACUAUGAGGCGUCUACACUGAGCCACUGCUGCUAAGCCCCGCCCCCUGUGUCCAGGUGUGUGAAGUGCUGACCUGUGUGGGGAUUGCCGUGUUGCUGUGGGCGUUGCCGUGGCGAUGGCUCUAAUAGAAGGAGUUGGAGACGAGGUGACGCUGCUGUUCGGAUUGAUGCUGCUGCUCAUGGUGCUGCUGCUUGCAUGGAUCUCCACCCGCACCUCCGAACCCCCACAGCACCUAUUCACCUCCUCCACAGGCCCCGCCCCCUCACACCUGGUCACCCCCUCACAGAGGACCACGGAGGAUGCCUCCUCUUCCUCUUCCUCCUCCCCAUCAUCCCUUUCCUUUUCAGAGACCAGCUCUGUGACAGGGACCCUGCCCACCUCUGACCCGGACCAGGACCGGGUCCAGGACCAGGUCCAGGACCAGGUCCAGGACCAGGACCAGGACCAGGACCGGGUCCAGGCGGGGGGCAGGGACGGGGACGGGGUGAGGAACAGAGGAGAGUCUUUGUCGUCUCAGAGGAACAUGGUGGUCAGACUGAAGUUUCUCAACGACACAGAGAGAACAGCUCAGGUCAAACCCCAGGACACCAUCGGCUACAUCAAACGGACCUACUUUGCGGGUCAGGAGGAUCAGGUCCGGUUCAUCUAUCAGGGUCAGCUGCUGCAGGAUGACGCCCGGACUCUGGCGUCCCUGAACCUGGUCCAUAAUUGUGUCCUGCACUGUCACAUCUCCCAGCAUGCCGCGGGGCGGCGGGGGGCGGCGGGGGGGCCGGGGCCUGGCGACCAGGUGCAGGUGGCUCUGAAUGUUGGCAGCCUGAUGGUGCCGCUCCUGGUCCUGAUGCUGGCCGUGCUGUGGUACUGUCAGAUCCAGUACCGCCACUUCUUCACGGCCCCGGCCACCGCCUCCCUGGUGGGGGUCACCGUCCUCCUCAGCAUGGCCGCCUUCGGAGUCUACCGCCGCUAGCUGCGCUCUGAUUGGCCGCCUUCGGAGUCUACCGCCGCUAGCUGCUCUCUGAUUGGCCGCUGUAGACUGAGGAUGCUGACCGUGGUGUCUUUGUUUCUGUUGCUAUGGAGACGGCCAGCAUAUAGGACAUGUGUCUCCGUAGGUCUCUCAUCAUCGUGCCUACUUUGGUUUGUGUUUAAGGCAGCGGACGUCUGUCUUCUUUCUGUCUUUGUCUGUUGAGUUUCAGCUUUUGAAGAAAACUGAUUAAAUCAUUUAUUUAU